This is a messenger RNA of Ylistrum balloti, 2896 nucleotides long. Its product is annotated as B-cell receptor-associated protein 31-like. The record is from RefSeq and is a predicted model, not a curated record. The transcript has 8 exons. Gene Ontology annotation, biological process: endoplasmic reticulum to Golgi vesicle-mediated transport; intracellular protein transport. NCBI's taxonomy places the organism in Eukaryota, Metazoa, Mollusca, Bivalvia, Pectinida, Pectinidae. Gene Ontology annotation, cellular component: endoplasmic reticulum; endoplasmic reticulum membrane. The coding region runs from base 80 to 784 and encodes 234 amino acids.
UGAUCAUGGUCCAAUGUACGCUUGAUACGUCGAUUUCCUGUUUUAGGCCUGACAACUGACGUGACAUAAAAGUCUGAAGAUGGCAUUACAGUGGACAUUCAUCGCUACUUUCCUUUACUUCGAGAUCUUUAUAGUCAUCCUUCUUCUGCUACCAUUUGUAUCACCUGCACGAUGGCAGAAGAUUUUUCGCUCCAACAUCGUCAACACCUUGUCUAAUUACUCCUAUAUCUACUUCAAUGUGUUCAUCGCCAUUCUUCUGUUGCUGUUUAUAGAUUCCAUCAGAGAGGUCAACAAGUACUCGGUGCCUGUUGGAGAGGUUGAUCUCAAGCAUAAUCUUGACUCUGAAAACCUUGCGCACAUGAAACUGUUUCGAGCACAGAGAAACUUUUACAUAACUGGAUUUGCUCUGUUUUUGUGGUUUAUAAUCCGCCGUCUGACGACACUCACAGCAGAGCAGGCAAGGUUGAGUGCUGAAUGUGAAGCUAGUCAGAAACAGGCCAAAUCAGCCAAUGAGGUGGCCAAACGCCUCAUGGAGGACCAAGACAAUAAACGCAAUAAAGCAACUGAGGAUGACACAGCAGAGGAGAAAAGUUUGGCCCAGCAGUUAGACAAGACCAAGGAGGAUCUAGUCAAAGUCAAACAAGAUUACAAGAAAGUCAAACUAGAUUUAGAUGCACUACGCAGCCAGGCUGAGGGAACAAACAAGGAGUAUGACCGUCUACUGAAGGAGUACUCUGACCUCCAGAAAAAGUUGAGUGAAGAUGGAUCAAAGAAAGACAACUAGACAGCAGUGGACAAUUUCAUUUUUCUCUUCUGUUUGUCUGUUUUUCCUGAUGUUUAAGUUUACCAAAAGUAAUGGUUCAGAUGAAGGUCAAUGAAAAGAUAUUGCAAAGAUGAUAAUGAAGUUGGAAAUUAAUUGCUGAUUGAAGUUUUUACUAAUCCAUCUCAUUGAUAAAGGCUCCUCCACUUUCUGGAUGCUGUUGGCUGUUGACUUCCCAAAGUAAAGAAAAGAUCUCUUAAUGUUUGAAUAUUUCUGAUAUUGCUAGUGUAUUGAAAUUUAAUUGAACUGGAUGCCAUUUUCAUAACUACCAGGGGUAAUAUAAUGAUUUAAAUAACUUUGACAACAACAAAAACAUUACUGAUAUAGAUAAUUCUGUCUACACAAACAAGAGGAAAUUAAACAACAUGCCGUUUUGAAGUCUAGUUCUAUUUUUCUUUACUCUGGAAUUUUCCUUUGUUAUAUGAUUAUAAAUAUGUAUUAUAAUAUCAGUUUUUGCAUUUAUGAAAUAUUCCCAGUAUAUCUAUGUAAGGAAUUUCUAUUUUUAUUGCAAAAUUAUAACAAUUUGCACUAAAUGGCAAAUUAGUAUUUCUGUUUAUAUCUAAAUAUUUGAUAUAGUAACCAUAUUUUUUACCUGUCAGGAUAAAGGGAAAAGGUUCUGUACAAUAUUACAUAUUGUGAAAACAAGAAAUAAUAUAGGAUGUGAGCUGGCUUGUGUCAAAGACCUGUGACAGAAAAUUGUUGUAGUUCACUGUGAUUUUUAAGGCGAAGAGAGUUGUUAUAAUUCAGUAAAACUACUGUUGAAGGAAAUUAGAUUAUAACACUAUUUAAUUUACCAUUUUGUGAUUUAAUAACAUUAACUUGAAAUUGCUGAUGGUUUUUUAAGCAUUUGCAAACAUUCAUGAAGUUGUAACAGUGUCAAGUUUAUUAAUAAAAUUGAUACUUUCACAAUGUAAUAAAAUUACCCAAAUUGAUGACAUGUAUGUUGAAGAAAUUAAAACAUCAACUCAAUGGUAGAUUGAUAGCAAUGCAUUGUUGUUCACUUGACAAAUCCAAAUCUGACAUUUGUAUUUUGGUACAAGAUUAAUUAAUUUUGGCUACGUUUGUUACCUUUAUUACAUAUCUUCUUGUUCUUUACCAUUUCUAUUUAUUUAUCAAUUGUAUGUAGAAUUGUAUCUUGUGAUUUUUAGAGGUGUACUUACAUUAGAGUUAAUAAAACCCUAUAGCAGAUGUUAAUGAAAUAAAAGCAAAAAAAAUCAACAAAUUAUUCCUGUGCGAGUUGUACAAGAGUUAUACUAUAAUAAGCCAAUGUCUGGCAAUAAGCACUUGUCUGCCAAAAAGACCACCUUGUUCAAUUAAUAAUCAAGAACAUUUAUUAAGUAAUGCAUUUUUAUUAUCCUGUAAUACAAGAACCCCCUCCCUUUUGUCAGUCAAAAUGUACUUGCCUCCUUGGCUUAUUGUCCUGUAAUAAGCCCUCCGUCAUACUUUAUGACACAGGUUUUGUGUAAGUCUAUUUGGCUUAUUGUCCUGUAAUAAGGCUGAUCCAAACUUAGUGUCAGAGGUUAUAUGCUGUCUUCCUUUGCUUAUUGUCAUGUAAUAAGCCCAUCAUCAUACUUUGUGACAUGACUUAUGUACUGGCCUCCUUGGCUUAUUGUCGUACAAUAAGCCCAUCCUCAUCCUUUUUGACAGAGGUUUUGUGUAAGUCUAUUUGGCUUAUUGUCCUGUAAUAAGCCUACCCCAAACUUAGUGUCAGAGGCUAUAUGCUGGCUUCCUUGGCUUAUUUUCUUGUAAUAAGUCAACUUCUCACUUGAUGACAGAGAUUAUGUGUUGGCUUCCUUGACUUAUUGUCCUGUAAUAAGUCCAUUCACUCACUUUGUGUCAGAGGUCAUGUGGUAAGCUGCAGGAUAAAUCUAGAUCAUUCAUAGCAUAAGAUUUAAACUUAUGAUUUUAUCAUAUACUUAAUGCUACAGAUACAGAUGUAGACUGGGUUAAAACAAGAUCAAAUUCAAAACAUUUUCUUUUGUACAUCUACAAUUAGGUUUACUUGUAUCAACACUGUGUUGUAUUAGUCAUUACUGUAUUGGAAUGUUGAAUAAAAUGCGUUUUGUUUCUGUUGAA